UCUUCUUCUUGAAUAUCUGCGUGGCGUCAACUGUCAUAAUCAAGUCUACCACGUGAAUAGGCCCCUUGGGUUCUUGAUACCAGGCCAGAUUAUCACACAGCCUGCUUCGUACCUAUCGUCCCUGCGAACCGAGACCGAAAACCAUGGAUCACUCCGAAGCUCAUGACUACACGACUCCGUCGGGAGACAGCUCUGUUUCUUACGAACGAAGCUCAGGUGACCGCAGUCCAGCUUCCAAAGGUGACAACGACCACUCUGAAGCGCGGAUGUUCAAGCUGGUCUUCGCAAUCGCGCUGGCCCUCAUGGUCCUCGGAGUGCUUGUCGUGGCCGGCCUCUUCGUCGUGCACGGAGUGCUGAACAUUCAAGGGUCCGAAUCAACCGAGCUGUUGGCCACAGCUAACUUGGAAAGUCUGGAGGACCGAGAUUGGGAUCCCGUAAUCCUCAGGCACUGGCGCACGACCGAGGCUACGCCAAAAGACACACCCGAGGGUGAUUCAUGGACCAUAUCCAAGGGCGACUCAUCGACCGAAUCCAAGGGUGACUCAUCGACCGAAUCCGAGGGUGACUCAUCGAGCACAUCCGAGGGUGACUCGUCGACCGAAUCCGAGGGUGACUCAUCGAGCACAUCCGAGGGUGACUCAUCUACCAUCUCGGAGCCUGCUAGUGAAGGGACUUGGCAUGGCCACUCUGACAUGGUCACGUCGCCACCUGACGAAAGAAAUCUUUCACGAUCUCUGAUAUGUACGUUUGGCACGAAGUUAAACUCCGCAACGGUUUUCCCACCUGACGGCCUAUGCAACUACAUAUUUUUCGAUUCCCUCUACAAGAACGGCACGAACAAGCUGGAUGGCGACAGCUCACCAAAUUUUAUAUACUUCAAGGAAAAAGCGAUGGAACACAAUGAAACAAAUUUCGGCGUUGGCCUGGACUUCGAGAGCUACGCGGACGUCGAAAAAUUUUUGAAUUCCGAUCACGCAAGCCCGAUUCUUCAGCAGCUGGUAAGAGGCGGCAUCCACCAUUACGGAGUGAUCAACACGCCCGUAACGCCGCUGUGGACCACAGAAGUGAAGCAAGUGCUGAAGAUGCUCAAGGCAUUCGACUCACUAAUGGAACACGAAGAAACGGAGAACAUGCCUUUAUACACGGCAUUCACAGCCUCGAUGUACACGGAAACGUUGUUUAACAACUUCACCACGCUAUUCAAGACGGUGUUCGCACCAGAUUUCCUGAUUCUUUACGGGCAUUUCUUCGCCGAAGACCAGUCAUGGCCUGACUGCCAGAUCGUUCCGCCCACGUUCGACACACCGCCGGAAUCCGGCGGGUAUAUUUUUUCGCUGAAAACGGCGCACAGCAACGCGAAGGAGCUUCAGCGCGUCGGCAUUCCGGCGCUGACCGUGGCCGUGUCCGUGGCCAUGUUCGGUCGCUGGUACAAGCCCCGACACGCGAAUGAGCCCGGCGCAGCGGGCGGGCCUGGCAGCUACAGCCUGUUCAGCAUGUGCGAGCCUACCGGAGACGACGAGCAGCUUGGCAGCGUCACACAGGCGUGCCGGCUGCCCAUGUGGUCCAGCAGGGUAUAUUCGACGGAGCACCAUUCUGAAUACUGCUACGACAUGAACAUGGAAAGGAUCUUCACAUUCGACACCGCAACGACAUUGCGCGAAAAGCUGUGCUUGCAGAAGGCGCGAGUCGGCUCGGUGAACUACGCCCUCGCCGCCUUCAAUCUCGAGUACGCCGAUGGCCGUGGCGAGUGCGGUGAGGGCGACUUCAGCGAGCUUCGCGCCCUCAGGCGGCUGGUGGACGAAAACUUCAGCGACGACGACUGCGCCGCCAUCCGGCAGCCGUCGGAGCAAACGGCCAGCGACGAUGUUGCUAGCACCAGCGCCAUGCUGCUGAGCACCUAGUUGCGGGGCCGCCGCACUGUCGAACAAUAAACGCUGCAGGCAGUGCCACA
Dermacentor albipictus is the source of this 1951-nucleotide messenger RNA. RefSeq lists its product as uncharacterized. The record is from RefSeq and is a predicted model, not a curated record. Lineage: Eukaryota; Metazoa; Arthropoda; Arachnida; Ixodida; Ixodidae.